Molecule: messenger RNA, 573 nt
Organism: Rotaria sp. Silwood1
Lineage: Eukaryota; Metazoa; Rotifera; Eurotatoria; Philodinida; Philodinidae
Source: the annotation of a GenBank genome assembly
AUGAUGAAUUUGGAUUUAUUACCCAACGAAAUCUUACUUAUUCUAUUUGCUUAUUUUAAUGGUAUUGAUCUUCUUCAUGCAUUCUAUGGUCUCAAUUCUCGCUUCAAUCUUCUUCUCUACAAUCAAUUUCAAGCAUAUUAUUUUUGUUUUUCCUCCUUGUCCAAACGUAAAUUCGCCAUGAUAUGUCAACAACAUUUACCAUUUAUUUGUGAUCGAAUUAUUACUCUUACUCUUACUGACGAUGAAGAUACUCCAGAAGAAAUUGAUUUAUUUUUUUCAUUGAAUUACUCACCAUUAGGUGUUCAAUGUGAAGUACUUUUUAUUAAUGUUAAAAAUCGUGAAAGUAUUAUGAUCCUUGUCAAAAAUAUGAUUAAUCUUCGAACAUUACAUAUUAAAUGUGAAGAUGACAAGUAUUCUAAACAUUUGUCAUUAACAGAAAAUGUUGAUGAAUCUCACAAUGCAAAUACAUUAAACAAAGAUGACCUUGUUCAAUGGUUAAAAGAUAGUUUAGCAUCAACAUGUUUGAUUGUCACUAAUCCAGAUUUUGCCAAUUCUAUUUCAAUUUGGAUUUAA